Silurus meridionalis is the source of this 5422-nucleotide messenger RNA. RefSeq names its product cullin 5a (gene cul5a). Gene Ontology annotation, molecular function: ubiquitin protein ligase binding. Bases 29 to 2449 code for a protein of 806 amino acids. Gene Ontology annotation, cellular component: SCF ubiquitin ligase complex; Cul5-RING ubiquitin ligase complex. Gene Ontology annotation, biological process: protein ubiquitination; SCF-dependent proteasomal ubiquitin-dependent protein catabolic process. The transcript has 19 exons. The record is from RefSeq and is a predicted model, not a curated record. NCBI's taxonomy places the organism in Eukaryota, Metazoa, Chordata, Actinopteri, Siluriformes, Siluridae.
UUCUCUUGGAACAAAAAGAAGAAACUUCAUGGGGCUUCCUAAACCCUCUCCAUUCUCAUGCAGUCCAACACUCGCGAGAUCAAGAGGGAGAGUAAGUUCAGGAAACAUUGCGAUGUCGAAUCUUUUAAAGAACAAAGGGUCCCUCCAGUUUGAGGACAAGUGGGAUCUGAUGCGCCCGAUCGUCCUCAAGUUACUUCGCCAGGAGUCAGUAACUAAGCAGCAGUGGUUCGAUCUUUUUUCAGAUGUUCAUGCAGUCUGUCUAUGGGAUGACAAAGGCCCAGCAAAGAUUCAUCAGGCUCUCAAGGAGGACAUAUUAGAUUUUAUAAAGCAAGCCCAGGCGAGGGUGCUCAGUCACCAAGAUGAUACAGCCCUCCUCAAGGCUUACAUCGUGGAGUGGAGGAAGUUCUUCACUCAGUGUGAUAUACUACCUAAGCCAUUUUGCCAGCUCGAGAUCACUCUGAUGGGGAAACAAGGCAGCAACAAGAAGUCCAACGUGGAGGACAGUAUAGUGCGCAAGCUGAUGUUGGACACUUGGAACGAAUCAAUUUUUUCCAAUAUCAAGAACAGGCUGCAGGACAGUGCAAUGAAGCUGGUCCAUGCUGAAAGACUUGGGGAGGCCUUUGACUCUCAGCUGGUCAUCGGGGUGCGCGAGUCUUAUGUAAACCUGUGUUCCAACCCUGAUGAUAAGCUGCAGAUCUACAGGGAUAACUUUGAGAAGGCCUACCUGGACUCCACUGAGAGGUUUUACAGGACACAGGCUCCUUCCUACCUGCAGCAAAACGGAGUACAAAACUACAUGAAAUAUGCAGACGCUAAAUUAAGGGAGGAAGAAAAACGUGCACUACGCUAUUUAGAGACACGACGCGAAUGUAACUCUGUUCAAGCACUUAUGGAAUGUUGUGUUAAUGCACUGGUGACGUCAUUCAAAGAAACGAUCUUAGCAGAAUGUCCAGGCAUGAUUAAACGCAAUGAAACUGACAAGCUUCACUUGAUGUUCUCACUGAUGGAUAAAGUACCCAGUGGAAUUGAACCCAUGCUUAAAGAUCUGGAGGAACACAUCAUCAGUGCUGGUCUGGCCGACAUGGUUGCUGCUGCUGAGACUAUCACGACAGACUCUGAGAAGUACGUGGAGCAGCUUCUCACUCUGUUCAACCGCUUUAGUAAACUUGUAAAGGAGGCGUUCCAGGACGAUCCUCGGUUCCUCACAGCCAGAGAUAAAGCAUACAAAGCAGUUGUGAAUGAUGCCACAAUAUUUAAGUUGGAGCUACCUAUGAAACAAAAGGGAGUGGGCCUCAAAACACAACCUGAGUCCAAGUGUCCAGAGCUGCUAGCCAACUACUGUGACAUGCUGCUGAGGAAGACGCCACUCAGCAAGAAGCUGACCUCUGAGGAGAUAGAGCUGAAGCUCAAAGAAGUGUUGCUGGUGCUUAAAUAUGUCCAGAAUAAAGACGUGUUUAUGAGGUACCAUAAAGCCCACCUGACUAGGAGGCUAAUUCUGGACAUCUCGGCUGACAGCGAGAUUGAAGAGAACAUGGUUGAAUGGCUCAGGGAAGUUGGUAUGCCGGCCGAUUAUGUCAACAAGCUAGCUAGAAUGUUCCAAGACAUCAAAGUCUCAGAGGAUCUAAACCAGGUGUUCAAGGAGAUGCAUAAACACAACAAGCUUGCUUUACCAGCUGACUCCGUAAAUAUCAAGAUCCUGAAUGCUGGAGCAUGGUCACGUAGCUCAGAGAAGGUCUUUGUUUCACUACCCACUGAGCUGGAGGACCUUAUUCCCGAAGUCGAAGACUUUUACAAGAAAAAUCACAGUGGCAGGAAGCUGCACUGGCACCACCUUAUGUCCAAUGGCAUUAUCACAUUUAAGAAUGAAGUGGGUCAAUAUGACUUAGAGGUCACAACUUUCCAGCUGGCUGUUCUUUUUGCCUGGAACCAAAGACCCAGAGAGAAGAUCAGCUUUGAGAACCUGAAGCUUGCCACUGAGCUACCUGAUGCAGAGCUGAGACGCACACUCUGGUCUCUUGUUGCCUUCCCAAAACUUAAACGGCAGGUGCUUUCAUACGAACCUCAAGUGAGCUCUCCCAAAGACUUCACAGACAGUACAUUGUUCUUCGUUAAUCAGGAAUUCUCCUUGAUAAAAAACUCCAAGGUGCAGAAGAGAGGGAAGAUUAACCUGAUUGGCCGCCUUCAGUUGACUACAGAGAGAAUGAGAGAGGAGGAGAAUGAAGGAAUAGUUCAACUUAGAAUAUUAAGAACACAGGAGGCCAUUAUUCAAAUAAUGAAGAUGCGAAAGAAGAUCACUAAUGCCCAGCUGCAGACCGAGCUGGUGGAGAUCCUGAAAAACAUGUUCCUUCCCCAGAAGAAGAUGAUCAAAGAGCAGAUCGAGUGGCUGAUUGAGCACAAGUACAUCAAGCGUGACGAGUCGGACAUUAACACCUUCAUCUACAUGGCAUAGCACUGAGGUUUUAUGCUGGAAAUGCUUAUCGUUCCAAUCAAGAUGAAGACAGUGAACAUGCAGUGGCUCAGCGGUGGGAGAGGAGUGCUGACACAACGGAGCAACCACGCUGGCUGCUGAUCUUCUCGUGGAGUGAUGGGCUUGUUUUAAACGACAGUCACACACCAGAAUAGCUUGUUUUCAAGAAAAAUCCCUGCCUUACCUUACAGUAAAGAAACCUGAGAUGAGGAUGGGAGAUUUCAAUGGAAAAACACAAAAAAAAACAAAAAAAACAACACAAACUAUAUUUUUGCCAACAGGUAGUCAGUAUGCAUGGUGGGUGGUUUGCCUUUUUUGUGAGUGUCGACAUCAACAGCAUGCUGUCGGUGGGAAUCAUCAGAGGACUUGCUGUGUGUGUGUGUGUGUGUGUGUGUGUGUGUGUGUGUGUGUGUGUGUGUGUCCGUCCGUCCGGCCUUGUCUGGUCCAGGCUGUGUCCACUCUUCUCCUCUCCAGCUCAGCUCUCAGCCUGGUUCAAAAGCUCACACUGCAGCCACAUGGGAGCUCCGUCACCAGGACGGUGAACUGGAUCGUUAGCACUUUACGCAUUCUGCCACACAUUCAGCAUGGCCACGCGGCUAUCUGUUCCGUGUUGCUCAGUUUGUUUUUUUGUUUUGUUUUUUGAGAACAUGGUAAACUUCAGUAGUUGAUGGUGAAAUGUGCUGAAAGGCAUCCAUCUUGAUAUGACAGAAACGAUCACUUCACCUCCCCUUUAUUCCUUAUUAUUGUCUGCUCUCCAUCAUGCACAACGUCAGAUACAGUUACGGUGUAAUACUACAUACACACUGCAGUUCCUCUGUACCACAUGGGGUUUUGGUAGGCGUCUGUUCCGUUAUCAGAUUUGUUUUGUUUUGACUCGCCCUGAAGAUACAGUUACUCUUCUUCCGUUGACCUUUCAAGCCUUUUAAGGACACUUCGGCUUCUCAGCGAGUUAAUUCGGGGCAGCUGUGUUAUUAAAAAAAUAAUAAUAAAUAAGUGUUAAUGGAACGGUUUCAUUUUCCCGAAGCGUCCCAACGACAUUGGAGAAAUUAUAUAAGGAACGUUUUUAGCGUAUUUGACUCCAUUAUAUAGGAUGAGCUCCGUUUGACAGAUAUCAUUACUCUGUUUUCUAAAUGAUCUUUUUUUUAUAUCCUUACACUUAAAUGAAUAAGAGCAAUGUAACAGUCAAACCGUUUUUUUUUCUUUACCAGAUUUAUAUGAUGAUAAGUGAUCAGAGACAAAUUGCUAAACUCGAUUGAAAACCUAAAUCAUUUUAAACCUUAUUUUGUUACUUCACACCAGUUGUUAGUUAGGUUGUAUACACUGACCUUCACUAGGAAAGAGCUUUAAAGAAUCUUUUUGAGAACUGAGAUCACUGGGCCUGUGAUAAUAGAAAGAAAAUCGAAGUAAAUAUCACAUAAAGCAAUACAAAGCACGUAUGAUACAUUUCAAAUCGGCAUGUUCCGGUAUCUUUUUUUGAGACUACUUUGAAUUUGGGUACAGGGUUCAAUUUGUACAUGCUUUGUUCACCAUCGAUUAUACAACAUGGUAUCAUUUCAAUGUGAAAACUUAAUGGCCAGUCUCCCAGAGCAGACAGGAAAAACACAGACACACAGAGACUAUUACUUUGUCUGUAAACGCAACAGAUGGACACGUCAUUCUUUCGUUCACCUUCAGUAUGCACUUUAUUCAGGUCGGGGUCACGCUGCGUUUGGAAACUAUUUCUUAAGAACAUUGGGUGCAAGAUGGAAAAACAGCCUUUACUCUCACAUGCACAUACACUCGCUUAUUCAGAGCUAGCAUAGUGAUUGUGGUGGGAGGAGCCUCAAAGAAACCCAUACACCACUUGUGAUUGGUGUGUAGGAAUUUUUUCUUUUUUAUUUUUUACAUUAUAAAAUUGUUACAUUUGGCAUAUAUGGUAUGAUAGUAGGGUUUCCUAAGUAGAACGACACUAUGAUGAUAUUUCAAUUUCUCUGAACUACCUAAUGGGUGAAUUGUUUCUUAAAUCCACUAUUUUUACAAGUAAAUUUCUGUCAUUAAGAUUGAAUGGAAAUGCAUUCAAAUAUAGAAAUAACUAAGCAAAUAAUUACCCGAAGCGUUUUUAUUUUUACCAAACAAGAAAGUAAAUUCAGACACAUUGUGAAUAUUCUCCAACUUGUUUUAAUAACUUUGUGGUUGUUUAAGUGAAAUCCAUAGCGGACAGAGGAUAUUUAGAGAACGCUGAGAUUAAAGCGGAAGAACGUUAAAAGUUGUCGUUAUCCAGUGUGUGUUAAACCCUACAACAAUAGACCUUAAAGUUGCUUCGGUUGAACACUUGAGAUCACAGAAACAUCUUUGUCCGUGAAAUCCUGGCGUCGUUUUCCAGCACCUUUUUUUUUUAAAUCAUCAUGAGAGCUUUCAGAGGCUGAUUGUGUUUGUAUGUGUCUUGUUCUCUUUUCACACUCCUCCCACUUCAUCCGCAUGUGAAAAGGCUGCAGUGAAACAUAUAAUCAGUAUUCACUUUCUUUCAUGUCCUACGAGUCGAGUUGAAUGAACAAUUUUCAGUGUUAUGUGCCGAGUGAGUGAGUGAGUAAUUUUCUGCACUUGACAGUUUUGUCUUUAGGAAAAUGAUGGCAAGAAAUUGAUGUAUACUUGGUGUGAAACUGCACCAACGUGACAAAAGAAUAGAAACGUAUUCAUUUACUUAUUAAACAUGCAUUACUGCCUAGGAUCAUCUACAUCUCUGAGUUGCGAAGACCUGACAGCUGUAUCUAUAAAGACUUGGGUUUUUUAAUCCCCUGCUGAAUUCACGUGAAUGUGAGUAAGUGAGUGGAGCUGUGGGGCGCUCGAGUGGAUGUUCAUCGUGCAGUCAGGGUGAACCGGUUUGGUGUACACCAUAUGUUUAUUUCUCUUCACUUAAGUUUUUUUUUAUGUUGUAUAAUUUAUUUCCUUGCAAAAUAAAGACGUCUUUUAAAGGAG